Talaromyces stipitatus ATCC 10500 is the source of this 336-nucleotide messenger RNA. RefSeq lists its product as uncharacterized. Lineage: Eukaryota; Fungi; Ascomycota; Eurotiomycetes; Eurotiales; Trichocomaceae. The transcript is spliced from 2 exons. The record is from RefSeq and is a predicted model, not a curated record. The coding region runs from base 1 to 336 and encodes 111 amino acids.
AUGCUUGACUCUUUGAAACUUGAGCGACUGCAUAAUCCCGACGGCUACCUGAAGAUUGAUGAGCAUACCCUUGUCUUUGUGAUCUCUCCAGGGGAAGUUUGCAUCAUACAGGUUAUAGCUGAUAUUGCGGAACCAGCAAUGAUCUUCCAUGACAAGAUCGAAAAGCAAGGCUGGGAAGAUUACAAAACUAUCGUGGCUAAUGAGCAGCAAGAGAAUCCCCGAGCACGUCUGCGCAAGGAGGAGCUACUCACGAAAUAUGACGAACAUGAUAUCCCGGACUCUGAUGACUUCCUUCGCCAAGAGGGCUUGUCUCGGUGUCCGUACGUUCUGAAAUGA